This is a messenger RNA of Chaetomium fimeti, 336 nucleotides long. RefSeq lists its product as uncharacterized. NCBI's taxonomy places the organism in Eukaryota, Fungi, Ascomycota, Sordariomycetes, Sordariales, Chaetomiaceae. Bases 1 to 336 code for a protein of 111 amino acids. The transcript has a single exon. The record is from RefSeq and is a predicted model, not a curated record.
AUGUCCAACUCCACCAACGAACCCACUAACCGCGCCACCAAACCCCGAACCGCGCCAGGCGAUGCCAUCGCAGACCUCGCCGCCUCCCUCCUUUCGUCCCCCAAACAACCCCACCACCAUCAUCAUACCCAGCCCACCACCGCCACCAACAACACCGACCAAGCCAUCACCGCCGACAGCGCCUCCACCCACGCCAUGUCCCACACCGGCGCCUGGAAGCCCGCCCUCGACCGCCGCCAGAGCUGGAGCGCACAGGAGUACAAGCAUGACUUGUUCAAGCGGCAGUAUAUGGGUGGUGGCGCGGGGAAGGAGGGGGGCGGGUUUAGUGAGGUGUAG